This is a messenger RNA of Lontra canadensis (Northern American river otter), 2099 nucleotides long. RefSeq names its product C-type lectin domain family 4 member F (gene CLEC4F). NCBI's taxonomy places the organism in Eukaryota, Metazoa, Chordata, Mammalia, Carnivora, Mustelidae. The coding region runs from base 61 to 1890 and encodes 609 amino acids. The transcript has 7 exons. The record is from RefSeq and is a predicted model, not a curated record.
CCAGUGCACAGCCUGCAAGGGGCCUGUGGCAGGGAGCAGUGGUGGAGGGUAAAGGAAGAGAUGAAUGGUGAUGGGGUCCACUUCUUUACGGACAACCAGAAGGUCUUCCUGCGCCUCCGAGGGAUGGACUCUGUGGCAGGGGCUCCUGCAGCAUCCAGGAGGCCAAGGCUUGUUCAGACCAUCCUGGCAGUUGUGGCUGUGACUCUUGUCUCCUCUCUGGUGGCUCUCUUUGUUGUGGUUCUACAGAAGCCAAGACCUCCACUGGAGCCCUAUGCCUCCUUCCAGGAGUUUCCAGCCAUGAUUCCUGGAGAUGACAACACAACUGGACAGUUACCUGUGGAACCCCACAAUCCCCACCGCUCUGACCGGGUGGCACGGUUGCAAGAGACUAUCCAGAUGUUUAAAAGCCAUGAAGAGAAUUCCAGCACCUGGAUCACUGAGAUCCAGAUGUUGACUUGCAGAGUGGACAGUGUCAGUUCUCAGAUCCAGGUGCUCCGUGGUCACCUGGAAAACACCAGUGCUGACAUCCAGAGGGUAAAGGACAUUCUAGAGGACGCCAGUACCUUGAGUUUCCAAACCCAGAUGUUGAGGAGCUCCGUGGAGGGGGCUGGUAUGGAUCUCCGGAAGCUGAAAGGAGAUCUGGAAAAGGCAAAUGCUUCGAAUUCCCAGACUCACAGUUUCUUAAAAAGCAGUUUAGAAAAUGCCAGCCUCGGGCUCCACAUGCUGAGCAGAGGCUUAGGAAAUGCCAAUGCUGAGAUUGCGAUAUUGAAAGCAGGGCUGAAAAUGGCAAAUGCCCAGGCCCGGUGGGCGAACAGCAGUCUAAAGAAUGCUAAUGCUCAGAUUCAAGUUCUGAGCGGCCAACUGGCUGGUGUCCAGGAGUUAAGAGCCCAGAGUCAGGUUUUAAGAAGCAGUUUGGAAGGAGCCAGUGCUGAGCUCCAGAGGGUCAAGGGAAGCCUACAAAAUGCCAGUGCUUUAAACUCCCAGACGCAGACUCUUCUAAGAGGCAGUUUAGACAACACCAGCGCUGAGAUCCAGUUACUAAAAGGUCAUUCCAAAUGGGCUGGUGAUGAGAUUCACUUGUUAAAAAGAGAUUUGGAAACUGUUACUGCCCAGACCCAAGUGACCAGCAACAGUCUAAAGCAGACAGAUGCUCAGAUCCAGUUAUUAAAAACAGAGCUUGAAAAUGCCAGUGCCCUAGAUCCCAAGAUUGAGGUACUAGGUGUGUAUUUGAAAAAUGCCAGCAGCGAGAUACAGACCCUAAAACAAGCGAUGAAGACUGCUGCAGCCUUAGGUUCCAAGAUCCAGAGGCUGGAGAGCAAUCUGCAGAAGGCCAGCGCUGAGAUCCGGCAGUUAAAAGUGGAUUUAGAGAACACCAAAACACUAACUACGAAAAUCCAGGAGGAGCAGAGUCGCCUGGAGGCAGUCCGUGUGGCCCUUGGCUCCCAGGAGCAGCUACAGAGGACCCAAAAUCAACUUCUUCAGCUGAUCCUGCAGGGCUGGCAUGUCUGCGGCGGGAGCGUGUAUUACUUUUCUCACGUCAAGAAGUCUUGGCACGAGGCUGAGCAGUUCUGUGUGUCCCAGGGAGCCCACCUGGCCUCGGUGACUUCUGAGGAGGAGCAGGCAUUUCUGGUAAAGUUCACGAGUACCUCUCACCACUGGAUUGGCCUCACUGACAGCGGCGAGGAGGGCUCCUGGCGCUGGGUGGAUGGGACACCAUUCAAUGCCGCCCAGAGCAGAGCGUUUUGGGGCAGAAACCAGCCAGACAACUGGCAGUCCUGGGAUGGGCAGACUGAAGACUGUGUUCAUAUUGAGCAGAAGUGGAAUGACAUUCGCUGUGACACCCCCUAUAACUGGGUCUGUAAGAAGCCCAUCAGCCAACAUGUGGCCUGAGACAUGCCAGAUCUGAGGGGUCACCGUCGCUGCCAGCUCUGGACCCUCCCCACCUGAUGCCUGUGAACCUCUGAACCCAGCUUAUUCUCUGGGUCUUUCCAUUUGGCCUUUUGUGUUUCCUGCUCUGUCCUUCCAUUUAACCCCUGAAAUGUGUUUAUCAUACAUAACCUGGUGGGAUCAAGGGCUCCUCAAGGCCAAAGGCUUGCUGU